AAAGCACCAACGUGCUGGGGCGUUGGUAAAUAUUACACCUGAAUUUUUGGGUCUUUUCGAAAUUAUAUUGGGGCUUGUCUACGUAUUGGGUCAAGACCCAAUAUAUGUUGGACCCAACAAAAUUGUUUGUCUUAAAUGUAUCUGUCGGGCGGAACAAGUGUGCUCAACCUUUAUUCUUAAACACACUUAUUGGGUCUAUGAUUUUACAAUUGGGUCGUCAUAUAUAAAGUCACCGUGUUUAGUAUAUAUUUAUAUAUAAUUUUCAUAUGUUUGCGCCUGUGCAAGUUGUUGGCAGGUGCGCAUAUGAGGUGCGCGCAACUUUUCGGUCCUUACUGUCAGUUUAAGGAUAAUAGCCGAAGACUUCCGGUUUGAAAACACGCGGGACGUAAACACUACUUCGAAGUGCAUAAUGCCUUCAUUGAGGUCAAAACAGAGCACAAAAGCAAGACAAACUGUCCAGUUAUCAAUCAAAUUUAUUGACACAUACAUAGGAUCGGGCGUUUUUGCUGAAGAGGACAUAGAAAAGGGAACUUUUGUUUGUUUCUAUGAGGGUUUGCUCCUUUCUGGUGAAGAAGGAUUGAAAAGAUACAGCAGUGAACAACAAAUUGUAGGGAGUUUCCUGUUUUUCUUUCGACACAAGGGACAAGAGUUUUGUAUUGAUGCAACUUACAGCCAGGGAUAUGGCAGAAUGAUUUAA
Molecule: messenger RNA, 697 nt
Organism: Ruditapes philippinarum (Manila clam)
Lineage: Eukaryota; Metazoa; Mollusca; Bivalvia; Venerida; Veneridae
Product: histone-lysine N-methyltransferase set-1-like
Exons: 4
Coding region: 410-697 (95 amino acids)
Molecular function (GO): protein binding
Source: RefSeq, a predicted model, not a curated record